Myodes glareolus (Bank vole) is the source of this 2504-nucleotide messenger RNA. The record is from RefSeq and is a predicted model, not a curated record. NCBI's taxonomy places the organism in Eukaryota, Metazoa, Chordata, Mammalia, Rodentia, Cricetidae.
CAGGCGCACUGUAUUCGCGGUGCCGAACUGCAGCUAUGGAGCAGACACCUCCGGACCCCGAGAGGCCAUUGCAGCCUGCACCCCUGGAGCCGCUGGGGGGCCCUGGCGCUGUGCUGGAAGCCGCGGUCCGCGAGGAGACUGAGGGCACCCGGGAAGACAGCUCAGGGGUCGACACGAUGACGGGAAAUAAUUUUUGGUUGAAGAAAAUAGAAAUCAGUGUUUCUGAAGCAGAAAAGAGAACUGGAAGAAACGCUAUGAACAUGCAAGAAACAUACACUGCUUACCUCAUUGAGACGCGGUCAGUUGGACAUGCUGACGGUCAGAGUGUCCUCACAGACUCACUGUGGAGGCGGUACAGCGAGUUUGAGCUGUUGAGAAACUACCUUCUAGUGUACUACCCGCAUAUUGUUGUGCCACCUCUUCCUGAAAAGCGGGCAGAGUUCGUGUGGCACAAACUCUCUGCUGACAACAUGGAUCCAGACUUUGUGGAGAGACGACGGAUAGGCUUAGAAAACUUUCUCUUGAGGGUUGCUUCACAUCCUGUUCUUUGUAGAGACAAAAUCUUCUAUUUGUUUUUAACACAGGAAGGAAACUGGAAGGAGACUGUGAAUGAGACUGGAUUUCAGCUGAAGGCAGACUCCAGGUUAAAAGCGCUUAAUGCAACAUUCAGAGUGAAAAACCCAGACAAACCCUGCUUGUUUCCCUGUUUCAGGAGGUUUACUGAGCUGAAGCACUACAGUGACGAGCUGCAGUCCGUCAUCUCCCAUCUCCUUCGAGUCAGAGCUAGAGUAGCAGAUCGACUCUAUGGUGUGUAUAAAGUACAUGGGAAUUAUGGAAGAGUUUUUAGUGAGUGGAGUGCCAUAGAAAAGGAAAUGGGCGACGGGCUGCAGAGUGCCGGGCACCACAUGGACGUGUACGCAUCCUCUAUUGAUGAUAUUCUGGAAGAUGAGGAGCAUUAUGCAGACCAGCUGAAGGAGUAUCUCUUCUACGCAGAAGCGCUGCGGGCUGUGUGCAGGAAGCAUGAGCUCAUGCAGUAUGACUUGGAGACGGCUGCUCAGGACCUGGCUUCCAAGAAGCAGCAGUGCGAGGAGCUGGCCACUGGGACUGUGAGAACAUUCUCAUUGAAGGGAAUGACCACCAAACUCUUUGGUCAGGAAGCUCCAGAGCAGAGAGAAGCCAGAGUAAAGGUGCUAGAGGAGCAGAUCAAUGAAGGGGAGCAGCAGCUGAAGUCCAAAAACCUGGAAAGCAGAGAAUUUGUGAAGAAUGCAUGGGCUGAUAUCGAGCGCUUCAAAGAGCAGAAGAACCGGGACCUAAAGGAAGCCCUCAUCAGCUAUGCCGUCAUGCAGAUCAGCAUGUGCAAAAAGGGAAUUCAAGUUUGGACCAAUGCUAAGGAGUGCUUUAGCAAGAUGUAGCCCGGGAAAGUGACUUUCUCUCCAAUCAAAGUGCCCCAAAAUGAAGCACAAGUAAAAAGAAAUUCAGUUGCUACCUAAUAUACAUAAAAGCAUACAGUAAAUUGAACAAAUCAGCUUUCUUUAACUUAGUAUAGUUGUGUUUAUAUAGCACAAAAGGAUACAUUUUAAUGAAGAAUAAUUUGAGGUUUUGGGGACUGGUGCUGAUUCCAAAAGUUAAUUUAUAAGAUAUACCAACAGAUUAUUCAUCAGGCUUCUGAACCAAUGACUGAGUGUCAGGGUGUUAGUUAAUAACCACGUGCUCCUCUCGAUGCCCGCUGUUCGGAUCUCCUCAUGUCGGGAGUCUCUCCAAGGUGACAGUCCUGUCUUUACUUGGUAGGACCCACUUCUGCUGUCGGGUUGUUUUAUCUGCCUUAUAGUUGAGCUGUUUAGUUUGACAAAGCUCAGCAGAAACUUAUUGUGAAAUCUGAGGUUUCCUUCCCUGUUCGUAGAUCCCUGUACCAUCUGCGCACACUAGAAAAAAUGCCUUCAGUUUGUGUUUCACCAAAAUUUUGAUACUGGUCAGAAAUUUUAUACUGCCAACAAAGAAGUCUCGGCUUCUCAGAUAUGCAGUGGAGUAAAUACAUUAUUAUGAUCUAGCAACCACUAUAUAGAAAGUUUUAAUUGAACAUUAUUAUCCUUAAAUAAUUGUUAACCUCAGCAACGAGCCUCCAUUUCUUCUGCUUGGCUCUGUGCACAUGGCAUUUCAGGGUACGAGAUGUAGCAUUUCCAUGUGUAAGACACUCAUAAUGAACAUAUGUGGGCUGGUACCUUCAUCAUUAAUGUGCUUUUCUAUUGCCUGGCUGUGGUUUUUGUAAAGAUAAAUUAUGUUGUUGUGUUUUUAAUGUGUGUGUCAUGGUACAUGUUCAGAAGCCAAGCACUCUCUCUGCCAGCUUGCAGAAUAUUAACUGUGCACUCAUUAUUUCUAAUGUUUUAAAACUAUACUCAGUACUGUUUAACAUUUGACUUUUUUACAUGUUUAAAAUGUUGCUGGAUUUUUGUGCUGUUUGCCAAACUUAUACAAUAAAUAAAGAAAAUGUGUGUUUAUUUCCAAAA